Trifolium pratense (red clover) is the source of this 619-nucleotide messenger RNA. RefSeq lists its product as uncharacterized. NCBI's taxonomy places the organism in Eukaryota, Viridiplantae, Streptophyta, Magnoliopsida, Fabales, Fabaceae. The coding region runs from base 259 to 459 and encodes 66 amino acids. The record is from RefSeq and is a predicted model, not a curated record. The transcript is spliced from 2 exons.
CGUUUGUUUGCAUAUGUUGGAGUAUUCUCUCUUCUCCUAGAAAAGAACCUUUGACUUGUCUUUCUUCUCCAAGUUGCCUCAACAAUUAUCUUUCUUAGACACUAUAUAGUUCUGAUCAUACAAGUUGCUUCUAACGUCCGAUCAAGAUUCAAGAUUAUUCACCUCACAACACAGUUAGACAAGACAUAACAAGCUUUUAUUAUUACCAUACCAAGUACCAACCGAUAGACACAACACAAAGAAGGGUAGAAGAGGAAGAUGUGUUUAGUGUUUGUUUGUGGACAGGAUGAAAGAGUGGUGUCAAGGCAACCUGCACCUGGGGCAUGUCCUUAUUGUGGAGGGAUGAUUCAAGCUGUGGAUGUAGAUAGCCAGUGGAAUUUUUGUUUCUUACCUUUGUACCACAAGACCAAACGUAGGCACUAUUGCACCAUGUGUUCCAAAAAACUUGUGGUCAAGUAGCUCCAGUCAUCAUGAUCAUUCAUCAUCACAACAUACCACGCAGGAUCAACCUUUUUUCCAGUUCUCAUUUACUUAGAUUUAUGUAUCACUUUUGUGCACUAAACAUAUUAUUGUAAUGAUUUCACAUAUAUAAUAAUCUGCAAGUUCCUGUUAAAUUUCA